ACGGACCACCGGAUAAUCUUACAGUGUACGCACGCAACGACAUGACUGUAUAGACCUAUAACAUAAAAUGAUAAUUAAUAAACAAAACAUACUGGAUCAAUGACGUCUAUAGUGUUGUCUUGUCAUUCAUUUAUUGACGACAACAAACGAUUUGAUUUGCAAUAAAAGUCAUACUUGCAGCUAGAACCUCACGAGUAAGGUCGCUUAUUUGAUGUAGGUCGUCCUUGCUUCUUGCACAUGCUCGUCUUCAAAUGGCGCCGCUUCAUUUUCAUUCAGUUGGUGUUACCUGCGCCAUUUUCAUUGCUUUGACUAUGUACGCUGUCUCAGUUACCAUGGAGACAGCAUGGACCUAUUAGGUCCAUGGUAAAAGCCAGACUCGCGUUUCUCAGCCACUGAGACUGCCCCAUCCUGAAGAGAUGCACUUAAAUAAACGGGAUCCCGCUUCCCCGCGAUGGCGCCCUUACUGAUCAAAUUGACGUACAAAAUCGCAUUACCACUGCCUUCGACAGCAUUCUGAGUCUUCUCUCCAAAGGUGGGGAUUAUCAUGAUUAUCCUCCGUUUCCAUCCAACGGGUCAUUCAAUCGUCACAUGGCGUGCCGGGGGUGCAAGCAGAUUCUAGCUGAUGUUCGGUUUGCACUCCUUAUAGAGCAGGGUUCGAUAGCAUCGUAUUUCACGGACCAAUGCUUGUUAAUAUUUCCUAACAAGACACUGGACACUAAUGACUGUAUUCUUCUGAUCGGGACUUAUAUCAGCAACUUGUUUCGAACCGUUUACCAAUCUCUGGAUCAGAUUCGUAUCUGUCAAAACUUCCUUCACUUGUGCCCUGCUUACGGAGAGGAUAACUAUGUUACAACAGAAAAUGAAAUACCGGUGGAGGGCUAUCCAGUAGGAGAAGAUCGCCGAUCGACCUUAUUCAACAACACCAUGAGUCGUAUCUUCAACGAAACCAGGAACGAGAUAGGCUCAUUCGAUGGAAUCAUCAACUGGCACGUAGCUUGUCGUGCAUGUAAGCAGUUCAUCAUCGAUGCCCGAUUCGCAAUGAUCAUCGAGAAAACUUCAAUAUCUACUUUUUUCACUGAUAAGUGCAAAGAUGUGUUCUCUGACAAGACUGACAUUCAUGAUUGCAACCUGGUGAUUGAGCAAAAGGUGGAUAAGAUCUAUUCGGACAUCUUAAAUAGGCUGAAUGCCCAGAAGAUAUGCCAGGACACGAUUCAUUUGUGUCCAGCAAUGGACGCAGAUGAUGAUAUAGUCAAUGAAAUACCCAACGACAUACAUGUACUGGAAUAGAAUCGUUGAUCAUUUAUAAUAAGCCAGUUCACGGUUAGCUCAUGAUCAACUUUUCUCCAAUGACCUUUGUGAUUUUUCAUUAGGAUAAGCACUAUCAUUUUCAAAUGUAGAUGUUGCGUAAGCUUUACCGGAGUAUUCAAAUUCUAAGAACAAAAGGCAUUGUAUAGACCAGAAGUUUGGAAAUCUGUUUUAUUGUCUGCCUUUGGCACAUUUGACUAUUGUUUAGGCUACUGUCAAAUGCCAGUGAUUAUGAAGGCUCUAUUUAUUACUCUUCAGCUUGGAUGUGAUAAAUAUUUUGAAAGGAAUACAUGAAUAAUCAUCAAAUCACAAAUGCCUAUGUCAGUGAAUUUGAGAGCCACCUUCAUGGUUGUCUCCAAUGACCUUUUUCUGCUCGUGCGCAGUUUACAACCGUGAACAGGCUUAUUGCAAGUGACUUUGCCAACACAUCCGGUUAUGCAGGAUGUAUGCGUCUAAUUUUGUACAAGGGUCUGCUGCAUUUUAUAUAUUACAAAAUAGUGAUGUGGAUAGCCAAUUCAAUGAUUGGCCGAAGCUUAUCACGUGACCAGUCAGAUAACAUUGACUAAUGUCUGGUACUCGUGACCAGGGACCCGUAACACAAAACUUAGCAAUGAUCGUAGAACAUUUUUCUAUGAAAAUUCCAUUGACUACAAUGUACAAUCAAUCGUAAAAGUCAAGCGUACGAUCAAUCGUUAACCUUUGUGUUACGGGCCCCAGUUCUGGUUUUUAGAGAGGAUGAUUUAUCAAUAAGAAUCUGCAUCACUCUUUUAUAAAACACACAAUCACAUCAUUUAUCUCCGGGAUUUGAAUAAUUACAAACACUUUUUGCCUUAAAACAGGACAAAGGCGCGUUAGAAUUCUUUUAAAAGUAUCUCUUGCAGUUGGUAAUUAUUAGUUUUCUUCUAUAAGGUAUACCAUUGAUGACAAAUUUAAUAGCAAUGGUAGCUAUACCAUGGUAAUUUUGAUUAAUAACCAUUCAUUAUCAAGUAUUAUAUGAAAGUUUCAAUUGAAUAUUAACCCUAACUAGGCAGACGCCCUCCCUCAACAUUUGGCAUGCUUGGAAUGGAAUCGUCAUGAUCGUACUUGGUCUCAAAACAUUCGGGACGAUCGCACCGUCAAUGGCCAAGAUCAUGAUGAGGGAGGGGGGGGGGGUUGAUAGGACACUCCUCGGCUUUUUAAGCUACCAGAAAACCUCGGUCUUCUUAGGAUUAAAAUUACAAGAAAUGGUAAGUUCCGGAAUGGGGGUCUUGUGACUCCUUCCAUUUUAGUUUUGGUUAAGGUCGUGUGUUUUUGUAAAGUCACAUUUUUCAUACCUGGUGUUGUUUUUGAGCCUAUAUUUAUGUCCAACAAGUGGAAUGGGGGGUGGGGCUAAAGUUGUGCCUAACAAAAUAUUUGUAUCUAUGUGAUGAUUAUAAUAUGAUAAUGAUGGCAUAUCCUUUGCGGAAUGAGUUAUCAAAGUAACAACAAAAAACAAAAUGCCAAGAAAAACAACGACCAAAAAAAAAACCACGAAAAAGAUCAGGAUUAUUUACAAUAUUAGUAUUUUUAUUUUGUAAAUAAACAAUAUACAUGCAUAUAGGUAGAAAUAUAUAAGUAUACAGAUUGAAUCACAAGGAAAAGAAGAAAAAAUGCAUGACGAUCGAUCAGCAAAGCAUCCUCUGUUUUUUUUUUCUUCAUACAUUCUCACUCUGCCUUUACACGAAAGAAGGUAGAUCUUUGAAAAACCUCAAUGCAAGUCUCUACAGUAUCAUUUAUCGUAAAAGUAAGAAGGAAAAUCAUUUUCGUUGCCAUUAAAUGUGUUUAACGUUCACCGUCAUCCAAAGCGGCAUUUCAAACUCAUGGGGUAAAUUACCAUUAUUUCUAAAUCCUUGAAUUUAUCUCUUAAAAAUCACGUUUUACAAAAGGAGUGAAUAAAAGGAUACAGGAAUUGAGAGAUGUUGCCGUUUAGUUUAUAAUGAGUUCAAUUGUUUAAAGAUUAGCUUUAUCUACAAAUUCAAUGACUUUUUAUAAAGAGUUCAUCUGGAUUUAAGGAAUAGGGAAUAGAAUAUAGCCAUAUUAUAUGGUUUAGAAUUUGGGUUAGGAUAAAAAUUGGAUUUGAAUGAACAACUUGGCUUGUGAUAGAAUUGGACCUUUGGAAAUCAGUAUCUAAAUCAUCCAAGUUUGAAUCUGCAAUUUCAUCUAAGAGCCGACAUUUCUUCAAAUACAUAAGGCAUUUUCGUCUCAAAUUGUUUUGCCUGAUAAUUUACAAUUUCAUUUUGUACCAAUCGCCAAUAAACAUUACAUUUCGUUUAUCGUUGUAUAUCAUGUUUAUGUAUCUUAUUGAGUGUUAAUAUGCAAUUAAAAUGGAAACAAAAUACAGAAAUUAUUAUUUUUUUAUUCUUGAUUGUUUGCCUAUGCCUGAGCAAGAGCGAAGAAUAUUUCUAUUUCAGAAAUGCACACCAUAAUUUUAGGCAAUUAUUGAAAACAGAAAUUACCUUGCCCAAAGUAGGGCUCCAAUAACAAGUAUUAAAAACCAUAUCACAUAGGUCUACUGUUAUCACUUAUCAACGUUACUGUCUGAGAAAAGAAUACACAGGUACGUUCAUUCGACUAUUCGUACUUCAGUUGUAUCGAAAACGUCGAAAGAUGGCGAUAGGCAUUUAAAACUUUGAACCAAAUUAAACAUGUUAAAGUUGAAGUUAGAUGGGUCAGACGAUGGACGAAAAUUUAUUCAAACUGGAAUAUACGCAUUUCUUGGGUUUAUAGAAUGACACGAUCGCCGUUGUGGAUGCUAAGCUUGCUGCCUUUCUCACAUUCUAUGGAAGUUUCUCAGGCUUUUCGAGGCAGUAACCGAGACCCUGGCAGGCCACCGUCGGGUUACCCAAGGCUAAAUCGCUUCCAUCUUGUCGCACGGGACGCAACUCUCUCUCGCACUGCAGGGGGGGGGGGGGGGUAGACAAAAUAUGACGUGUUAAACAAAAUACUAAGUUAUAUAUGGAACUGUCGAUGUAAUAUAAGAUAUUCUGAAGUCGAAAGGGAGGAUAAAGAGCGUGACCUCAGUGACCUCGAAACGAAAGAAAGAAAUAAAGAAAGAAACAAAAAAAGAAAGAAAUGAAAGAAAGAAAGAAAGAAAGAA
Molecule: messenger RNA, 4420 nt
Organism: Lytechinus pictus (painted urchin)
Lineage: Eukaryota; Metazoa; Echinodermata; Echinoidea; Temnopleuroida; Toxopneustidae
Exons: 8
Coding region: 589-1287 (232 amino acids)
Source: RefSeq, a predicted model, not a curated record